AUGCUUCUCUCCUCUUUGCAAGUUGUGUUUCUCUUUGCAGGUCUUGUCCACUGUCAAGCACCAUCCGGGCUUUCGGCAGCCAGCCUCAGCUCCACGAACUAUGCAGAUCUAUCACCGAGUGUUUCAGUGCCGAGCUCCGUCUCCACCGCAGUUGGCUCCCUUGCCAGUAAUCCCAGUGCUGUUGUAGCCACAGUCGCUUCUGGUCUGAGUGGUACGGCCCCAUCACCCUUACUUCACAGUUGUCCAGCCUCGUACCUGUCUAUAACCGACUCGGCCGCGUAUUCAUCGAGCAUGAUGAGGGCGACUAGAAUUAGCACAGCCUCGAUUGCACGAGCUGAUAAUGACACGCUCGCAGACAGUACUAGCGGAGGACCAUCCAUGGGAUCACCAACGCCCGCCACUUCUGUCCCGUCGUCCUCGGUCAUGGCGGGAGCAUCAAGCUCAUCAGCGUCAUCAGCAACAGCCGGAAUGGUCACGUCAACCAACAUUGGUACAAUGGGAACAUUUUCCGGAACCGCUGCUUCAAGUACUGCCAAUGCUACUAAUACUACGGCUGCCUCGGCUUCGUUUACCUCCGCCUCACCUACGAGCUCCAACAAGAACAUCGCCGGUCAACCUCGUGGCUUCGCUGGUACUGCCGGGAUCCUUUUCCUCAUCGCGAUGAUCACUGGGCUGUACAACUGA
This is a messenger RNA of Letharia columbiana, 684 nucleotides long. RefSeq lists its product as uncharacterized. The transcript is spliced from 3 exons. The record is from RefSeq and is a predicted model, not a curated record. NCBI's taxonomy places the organism in Eukaryota, Fungi, Ascomycota, Lecanoromycetes, Lecanorales, Parmeliaceae. The coding region runs from base 1 to 684 and encodes 227 amino acids.